Molecule: messenger RNA, 2220 nt
Organism: Closterium sp. Yama58-4
Lineage: Eukaryota; Viridiplantae; Streptophyta; Zygnematophyceae; Desmidiales; Closteriaceae
Source: the annotation of a GenBank genome assembly
AUGAAACGAAAUGGAACGAUUUUGGUUCACGCGGUCUGUUCAGUUCUUGCGACACGCAAUAUCGCGUCCAGGUUCAGCGAAUCCCGUGUGUCUGUUUCAGUGCCGUCACCCAGCUCGGCUCCCACCGCUUCCGCCACCCCCGUUCCGCCAGCGCCAGACUUGCUCCGCCUCCGCGGAGCCACGCGCGCAGCUUCUGGCACGCAAUCCGCGCAAAGUAGAAGCGGAAGACGUGCGCAAGUUUCAGACGCAGCAGCGAAAUAUGGACAGGAAGAGCGGAGGAAACCGGGAAUGGCGAAAGAGCUCAGUGGCUCUGCUGACGUGGGCUCCUCGGAUAGGCUGAUAUUGGAUCAGCACCAGCAGCGAUGGGCUGACGUGGCAGCUGACAUGGACUUCCUGACUAGGACGGUUCGGCUGGUGCAGUGGUACCCGGGGCACAUAGCCAAGGCGGAGAGGGACCUGAAGGAGCAGCUGCGGUGGGUGGAUGUGGUCAUUGAGGUGCGCGACGCCAGAAUACCGCAAGCCACCACGCACCCGCAGCUGGACGAGUGGAUAGGCGGCAAGCCCAAGGUGCUGGUGCUGAACCGAGAGGACAUGGUGACAGCGGGGGACAGGAAGGCGUGGGCGGAGUUCUACGGGAGACAGCAGCAGGAUGUCGCUGGCUUCUGCUUCACUGAUGGGCAGCAUGGGUCGGGCAUUCUGAAGCUCACUCGCCAGGCAAUGAGCGUCAGCAAGGCCAUCAACACUCGCAGACGAGACAAGGGACUCCGCCCGCGCGCUGUGAGGGCAGCAGUGGUGGGAUUCCCCAACGUGGGCAAGUCGGCAGUCAUCAAUCGUCUACUGAAUCGCCGAGUUGUCGCCAGCGCUCCCAGGCCCGGGGUCACACGGGAGGUCAAGUGGGUGCGGCUGGGAGAGGGCUUGGAUCUGCUAGACGCGCCGGGAGUGCUGCCAGCGCGGAUAGCGGACCAGGCAGCCGCGGCACGGCUGGCCAUGUGCAACGACAUUGGUGAAGCGGCUUAUGCUGUCGCUGGCGUGGCGGCUAUUCUUGUGGAGCUGCUCAAGAGACUGCCCACUGCUGGUCCCCAUGUGCUGUCCAACCGGUACAAGAUCAGAGCGGACAGCUUGACGGGAGAAGAGUUUCUGGAGGCACUGGCAGAUCGGCUGUGCAUGGGGGAUGUGAACCAGGCGGCACACAGAGUACUCAAGGACUUCAGGCGAGGGGCGUUUGGCUGGAUUGCCCUCGAGAGGCCUCCUAUAAAUCUUCCCGAAAACUUUGGGAAGCUUUCGGCCUUGAAGACGCUGGUGCUGUACUCGCUGCCGCUUCUCCAUCUCCCUGCUUCCUUCACCAGCCUCGCAUCUCUGGAGACGUUUCUUCUGGUUCGGUGCGUGGGGGUGCGCAAGCUACCUGCAGGGUUUGGUUGCCUCACAGCACUGAAGACUCUGUCUCUUGUGUGCUCCCCGACCCUGGACCUUCCAGAAGACAUGGGGGGCCUGACCAAUCUCCAAACCUUCCAUUUCAAACAGAAUUGCAGAGAGCAGCUUCCUUGCUCAUUCUCGCAGCUGACUUCGCUGACCAGGUUGGAGCUAGAUGAGUGCAGGGCUGAGCUCAAGGAAUUGCGCUUGGGCAUUGUUUGCGCAACCUGUCUACAGGCCAUCAGUGACCAUCUCUCUGGUGUGGAGCACCUGGAGCUGUCGCUGGGAGAAGAUGCAGAAGAGUCUCUGGCAGCGUUGGCAAGGCUUCCUCGCCUGCGCACCUUGACACUCAAGGAGGCUCGCAGCGUGAAGAAGCUGGUGGAAUCUUACAGCUCUGCAUUGCUGGAGCUACGGCAGCUAAACAUUGACUUCACGCGCGACGAACUCACGGAGCUGCCUGCUGCCAUCACCACUCUCCACCACCUGACAUCCAUUCAAAUCUACGCGUACAAAUUAGCACUGCUUCCAGAUGCCAUUGGCGCAUUCUCAAGACUGCGCAGGCUGGACUUAUCCUUCUGCUCAUCCCUCACGCAUCUCCCUGCUUCCCUCACGCAGCUCUCUUGCCUGCAUGAGCUGAACGUCAGCAACACCAGCAUCCGGCUGCUUCCUCCUAACUUUGCGCAGCUUAGCGGACUGAGGAGGCUCGGCAUCCAUAAUUGCAAGCACCUCAAGGCUCUGCCGCAUGAUAUCUCUGAUCUCAGAAUGCUCGAUCAUUUUUCUACUGAGGGAUGUGACAUGCUCCAGCGCUGA